Messenger RNA from Darwinula stevensoni, 287 nucleotides. NCBI's taxonomy places the organism in Eukaryota, Metazoa, Arthropoda, Ostracoda, Podocopida, Darwinulidae. The record is from the annotation of a GenBank genome assembly.
CAAUGCCUUCCGUGCUGACUGAGCGAGUGCAGUUGAUAUGUCUCCCAACCAAAUUCGAAAUUUCUGACGAAAAUCUCCAGGAUGGAGUGCAAGGAUGGGUUGCCGGUUGGGGCUAUGACGGUUCGGAUCUUCUCACUGCUGUCCUGACAGAGGUUCAGCUCCCGGUGAUAUCCAAUCGCUUGUGUCGUCGGGACACCACAUUAUUCACACGGGACUCCAGCACCACUCGUACCCUCACCUCUAACAUGUUCUGCGCUGGUCAUUCUAGAAGCACUUCUCCUCAAGGU